CAAAAAGCAAUCUUGUGCUUUAUCUUGUGAUUAUUAGUCGAUUAUUUGUUAUCAAAGUGCCACGAAUUUAAUUUUAAAAAAUUGUCAAAAGCUUUUCGUUCCUAAUUUCAAUCAAUUUCAAAGUAAUAAUGAACCGCUUAAUAAACAAAUCUCUUCUUCGUCACUAUUCUUCGCUAAAAAACACGAAAUUCAACAAAUUUCUCGACAUCAAACCCGAAAUCUACGAUGCUCUGUACUCCAAUAAGAAACCAAUUGUUGCCCUUGAAUCGACAAUUAUCACACAUGGCAUGCCUUACCCUGAUAAUUUACGCACCGCCGUCGAAGUUGAGGAAAUUGUGCGAAAACAAAACGCAAUUCCAGCCACAAUCGCGUUGCUCGAUGGAAAAAUCAAAGUCGGUUUGGACAAAAAUGACUUGGAAAAAUUAGCAAAUCCCUCAGAUGGAAAGAAAAAUGUCAAAGUUUCACGAAGAGACUUGGCGUUCGCACUUCACAACAAGCGAAAUGGAGGCACAACUGUCGCCGGAACACUGAUAGUUUGCAACAUGGUCGGCAUAAAAGUCUUCGCAACCGGCGGAAUUGGCGGCGUUCACAGAAAUGUCGAAAAAACGCUCGAUAUCUCGGCGGAUUUACAAGAACUCGCUCGUUCGUCGGGCACUGCUGUCGUUUGUAGCGGCGUCAAAUCCAUUCUUGAUAUUCCGCGGACGAUGGAAUUUCUCGAGACGCAGGGAGUUUUCGUCGGCGCAUUCGGAACUGAUGAAUUUCCUGCCUUUUUUACGAGAAAAAGUGGCGUUAAAGCUCCGUACAGCUUGAAAAAUUCAUUGGAAGCAGCGAAUAUUUUGCAAACAAACGGAGAAUUGGGACUCAAUGGCAUGUUGAUCGCUGUUCCAAUUCCGGAAGAAUUUUCAAUGGAUGAAGUUUAUAUCGAUGGCGUGAUAAGAGAAGCACUCAAAGCAGCGGAUCAGCAAGGAAUUCAAGGAAAAGAAGUCACGCCGUUCAUUUUGCAGGCACUUAAUGAAGCUACGAAGGGAAAAAGUUUGAAGUCGAAUAUUGCGCUGAUCAAAAAUAAUGCAAAAGUUGCGGCGGAAAUUGCAGUCAAGUAUCAUGAAUUGAACUCAAAUGAUAUAAAAAGAGCAAAUUAUUGUUCAGACUCUUCAGAAUCAGGAAGAACGGAUAAAAAAUUCGAAAACUCUCCUGUAAUAAUUGGCGGCAGUAACAUCGACACAUGCAUAAAAAUCCUCGACGACGACAUGAAAUUGGAUGGAGCAACGUACAGUGCCAAAUCCAGCAUUUGUUGCGGCGGCGUAGGACGAAAUUUAGCAGAAGGCGUCGGAAAAAUCUACGGAUCUUCAACUUUCAUCUCCGCAAUUGGCGACGAUCAGAAUGGCUCUCACAUCAAAUCUGUCCUUGAACCCGUUUGCAACACGGAAUUUUCCACAGAAAAAGAUUUUCCAACAGCAAAUGCGACAGUUUUGUUCAACAAAGACGGCGAUUGUAAAUUAGUGACGUUAGACAUGGCGGUUCAUCGAUGCAUAACUCCCGAAUUAAUUCAAAAGAACAAAAAUCUGAUCAAAAAUUCACCUUUGACAGUUUUUGACGCGAAUUUAUCUAUCGAAACAAUUGAAGAAAUUCUAAAACUCGCACGAGAAUUCAAAAAACCCGCAUUUUUUGAACCAACGGACUUACGAUUGUCACACAAACCGUUCCUGAGGAAGCCCGAACUUUGUAGCCAAAUUAAAUUUGCGACACCGAAUUUGGAUGAAUUACGAAAUAUGGCGAAAUUUUUGGGUUUUGAAAUUUCCCAAAAGUCAUCAAAUCUCGAAAAUCGUCAAGAAAUCUUAAAAGAAGUGAAAUUCCUCGCGGAAUUCAUGUCCAAAAAAAUUGAAAAUUUGAUAAUUACUCUCGGAUCGUUAGGAGUUGUCGUUGCAAGGCAUGGCUCUUCAGACUCACCAUUCUUCGAAAAUCAUCAAUAUUUGGACAAAAAAUCCGAAUUAACCUUAAGAUAUUAUCCAAGUGAAGAAAUUUCGAAUGUUGUGAACGUUUCAGGGGCAGGCGACAGUUUCUCGAGUGGAUUCAUCGCUGGGAUGAUCGAAGGAUUGCCGGAAAAUGUUUGUGUGUCGAUCGGAUUUGAAGCGGCGAAGAAGGCUUUGUUGUCCAAAAAUGCCGUUGCUGGUUCGUAUUUUGAUAGAAAUCAUAAAUGUUGGAGCACGAGUGCGACUUACGAGAAUUUAUAGUGAUGGGAAAAUGCAAUUUUAUCAAUUUUACGGGAAUAA
This is a messenger RNA of Culicoides brevitarsis, 2270 nucleotides long. RefSeq lists its product as uncharacterized. NCBI's taxonomy places the organism in Eukaryota, Metazoa, Arthropoda, Insecta, Diptera, Ceratopogonidae. The record is from RefSeq and is a predicted model, not a curated record. Gene Ontology annotation, molecular function: pseudouridylate synthase activity; kinase activity. The coding region runs from base 129 to 2231 and encodes 700 amino acids. The transcript is spliced from 2 exons.